Messenger RNA from Plasmodium falciparum 3D7, 9006 nucleotides. RefSeq names its product putative nucleoporin NUP313 (gene NUP313). The record is from RefSeq and is a predicted model, not a curated record. Lineage: Eukaryota; Apicomplexa; Aconoidasida; Haemosporida; Plasmodiidae. Gene Ontology annotation, cellular component: nuclear pore.
AUGAUAUUACAUAAUAGAAAGAGAAAGAAUUAUGAUAGAAAAAAUGAUGAGAGGAAUGAAGAAGAGAAAAAAAAUAUAUAUGACAGAGAUAUAAUAUAUGAGCAGAUAUAUUCGCUUCCUAAGAAAAACAAACCAAGAUGCUUAGUCAUUUCAGAUUAUAAGAAUAAUUUAUUAAGAUAUUUUUCUAAUAUUGUAAAAGUAGAAAAUUAUGGAAGUAAAGAUUUUAGAAGUAAAUGGUAUAUUCAUUUUUAUAAAAUAUGUUUAUAUAAUGAAAAAAUAUAUGGAGGGGUUACCGGUGGAAACAAGAAGAAUAUCGAUAAUCUGAUUAUGGAAUAUAAUGUAGAAGAUGUCUUACGAAAGCUACAAACUUUAGUAGUACGUAGAUUAGAUUGUGAAAAUUUAUAUUAUCAAAAAAUAUUAGUUAUUACAUGUUUAUUAUUUGAUUUUUUUCAAAAUAAAAAACAUGUAAAUAUUAAGAGUUUAAAACAUUUAGAAGGUGAAGAAGAUGAUACAAAAAAUACAGAAAAUGAUCCAAAUGUCGAAGACGAUGAAGAAGAAAACGAUAAAAAGAAUAAUAUAGAUGAUAAAAAUAUAGAAUAUCUAAAUGGUAAACAUAUUAAAGAUAAAUAUAAUAAAAAGGUUUCCAAAAAACGAUCAAGGAAAAAUUCUUCUAGAUCAAAUUAUUAUGAUGAAUAUGAUGAUAGUAUAUAUAGUUCAAAUAAAGAUGAAGAUAGUAGUGAAUAUAUGAUGGCAAAUAGACGUAAAGAUCAUAAAAUAGAAAUUAGAAAAGAUCAUCCUGGAGAUAUAAAUUAUCAUAAAAAUUAUUACAUUAUUGAAUUUAAGAAUAUUUUAUAUAAUGAAAAGAAAAAAUUUAAUAAUUUAGAAAUAUUUUAUCAUAUAAGUAAUUUUAUAAUACAUAGGUAUUGGUAUUCUCAAGAAUAUUCAACAUACAAUAUAUUUAUAUGGUUUCUAAAUUAUAUGCAUAGUAAAUUAGAAAUAAGAAAAAGUAUACAAAAGAUUAAUGAACAGUUAGAAAUGUUUAUCAAUAUCCAUCCAAAAAUAUUUAAUAUAUCUCAUGCGAAAAAAAAAAGGAAAAAGAAUAAUAACAAUAGUUAUAAUACAAAUAGUACUGGUCGUUAUUUUGAAAAUGGUGUAUUAGAUUAUCCAUAUAUAAAAAAUAGGCAGAAACAAAUUGGAGGUGGUUUUUCUGAUAUGGCCGAUGUCGAAAAGAAGAAUAAACAAAACUUACCUAAUUUAAAUACAUUUGGUAAUAAUGUGAUGAAUAAUCAUUCAUUUUUUAACAAUACAAUGAAUAAUAUUAAUAAUAAAAAUAUUACCUUAACAAAUAAUAUGAAUAAUAAUGGUACUACUAAUGGAUUAUCUUUAAAUUCUUUUAAUUCACCUUUUAAAAGUUUUGAUCAAUCCAAUAAUAUUUUUAGUAGCAAAAAUGGGGAAAACAGCCUAUUCAAAAAAACCAUCACAUUAACAAAUAACCUCAGUAAUAAUAAUAAUAAUAAUAAUAUUAAUAGUAAUAAUUUAUCGUCGUCAUCAUUAUUUAAUAAUUCCUUUGGUAAUAAUACAUCCACUGGUAAUAAUACUGCAGGUAGUGGCUUAUCUAAAUUUAAUCUCGGUUUUUCAAAUAUUCAGAACAAUAAUAAUAAUAAUAAUAUGAAUGCAUUCAAUGUUGGAAUGAAUAAAACAAAUAUAAUGACUCCAGGUAGCAGCCUAUUUGGUGAUAAAUCCAUGCUAAGCAAUAAUACGUCUAACGUGAUUAAUAUGAAUAAUGCGAAUAAUAUAAAUAGUAUGAAUAACAAUUUAUUACUUAAUAGUACACAAAAUAAACAAGUAAAUCUUUUUGAGAAUAAUAAUAAUAAUAAUAAUAUGAGCAAUGUUAAUAAAUCUACGAAUGGAUUAUUUGGUUUUGAAAAAAAUAAUUUUAAUUCAAUAUUUGGAAAUAAUUCUAAUAAAGAAAAGACUAAUAUAUUUUCAUUUAAUAGUAAUCAAUCACAAAAUACUCUUUUUGAAAACAAACAAAUAAAUAAUAUUUCUAAUACUAUGUCAAAUAAUAAGGUCAUUUUAGGAAACACUCAAAAUAAUAGUGUGUCUAAUAAUUUGUUUGGAUCUAAUAUAACCAAUGUGAAUAGUAAUAUGUCUUUAAAUUCGAAAUCAUUAUUUGAUAAUAGUAUGAAUAAUCAAAAGAGUAAUAUCUUUUCAUCUGUUAAACCAAAUGAGUCUCUUUUCAGCAGCAACAAUAAUAAUAAUAAUAGUAAUAGUAGUACCACUGUUGCAUCUGGGCCAUCUAAUAUUUUUGGAGCACCUUUGAGUAACACUCAGCAAAGUCCAUUUAGCAAGACAACAAAUAAUACAUUUGGAAAUUUAAAUAUUGAUAGUAAUAAUAAUAAUAAUAAUAAUAAUAAUAAUAUGAUUAUUACUGGUAAUGGAGCGAAUAAUAAUACGGGUCUAAAUUUUAAUAGUAGCAAUAUUACAAACAGUGUUACACAAAUGAAUGUCAAUAAUCAAACAUUUAAUAAUCCAUUGAAUAAUGUAGUACAAAAUGAUAAUAACUUAAUUAAUCUUUUUAAUAAUGAAAAUGGAUCAAAGGAACUAUUCAAAGAUUUAAAAAUUAAUAAUGACAGUGGACCCAAAUUUACAGUGAAUAAGAAACCAUUAUUUUCUAGGAGAGCAACAAAAAAUUCUACCCUCUCAACAAAUACAUUGAAUCAGGAAAAUAAUAUUUUUAGUUCAUCAUAUAUGAAUAAGGAUAAUUUAUUAAAUAAUCAAGAGAAACCUCUUAAAGUAAUAUUUGGUCAAAAUAAUACUAGUAAUGAAAAUGUAACCAAUGUUAAUACUACAAUUAAUAGUAGUAGUGUUAAUAAUACAACAUUAUUUAAUGCACCAAAUAAUAAUAAUAAUAAUAAUAAUAUAUUGUCAACAAAUGUUGAAAAAAAUUUAUUUGGUCAAACAAAUAAUCUGUUAAAGGGUUCAUCCUCCAUAAUGUUUAAUUCAGCUUCGAUAUCAGGAACUACUAACACCAUAAAUAAUAAUAUUGAUAAUAAUAAUAAUAAUAAUAGUAGUAGUUUAAAUAAUAAUAGUAGUGGUGGUAUAAGUGGGGGCCUUUUUGGAAACAAAAAUCUCUUCGGAAAUACAACAAACCUUUUUGGAAACAACAACAACAACAAUAAUAAUAAUAUAACUAAUAAUAAUAGUGACAACGUAGAAAAUAACAUGCUUUUUAAUUGUAAUGAUCCAAACAAUAAUACUCCAAAUUUAUCUAUUCCAGUAAAAAAAUUAACCCUAGAAGAAAGAAAAAAAAAAACAUCCAAAAAUAGUAUGCUUUCAUUAUUUUCAAAUAAUAAUAAUAAUACCAAUGAAAACCAAAGUGCAGAUAAUACAUUAAAUGAUUUAUCGAAAAACUUUAUUAAUAAUAAUACAACCAAUUUAAAUAAUACUUCGUCUUUGUUUAAUUUUAAGAGUAAUAAUGAAAAUAAUAAUGAUAAUACUACACAAACCACAUCCACCAUUUUUGGAUUUAAUACAAAAGAUAAACAAACAACAUGGGGAGACAACAAAAUAACAUUUGGUCUAAGUAACAAUAAUUUAUUGGCUAAUCAGGAAAAUAAAGAAACAAAUAAAAAUACAUUAGAUAAUGUAUCUUCUACAAAUACGACUGAAAAUAAACCAGCCAAAAAAAUUAAUAUAUUCGGUUCUAGUGGUUCCUUAUUUAAAACAACAGAAAAGACUGAUGAAAAAACAGAUGAAAAGGAAGAUGACAAAGAAAAGCAAAAAACGUCCGAGGAAAAUAAAAUAAAAAAUAUAUUUCAAUUUAAUACGAAAGAUGAAAAAAAUGAUAACAAAGGAGAAACCAAAGAUAAUCUUUUAUCCAAAAGUGAUGUUAAUAUAAAUAAAGAAUCUGAUAAGGAAAAAAAUAAUAAGGAAGAAAAUGUUGUCAAAGGAACAAUUUUUGGAUUCAGUAAGGAUAAAGACAGCUUAUUUGGGUCUUCCAUAAAUAAUGAUGAUAAGAGUAAAAUAAACUUAUUUGGUUCGACAAUGAAUGAUGGAGAUAAAAAUAAAACGAAUCUAUUCGGCUCAUUAAAUAAGGACGAUAAGGAUAAACCUUCAAUUUUUGGGUCCCCAUCAAACAAAGAUGAUAAAGAUAAAGCCACAAUUUUUGGGUCCCCAUCAAACAAAGAUGAUAAAGAUAAAGCCACAAUUUUUGGGUUCUCAUCUAACAAAGAUGAUAAGGAUAAAGCUCCAAUUUUUGGGUCCCCAUCAAACAAAGAUGAUAAGGAUAAAGCCACAAUUUUUGGGUCCCCAUCAAACAAAGAUGAUAAAGAUAAAGCCACAAUUUUUGGGUUCUCAUCUAACAAAGAUGAUAAGGAUAAAGCCCCAAUUUUUGGGUUCUCAUCUAACAAAGAUGAUAAGGAUAAAGCCCCAAUUUUUGGGUCCCCAUCAAACAAAGAUGAUAAGGAUAAAGCUCCAAUUUUUGGGUCCCCAUCAAACAAAGAUGAUAAAGAUAAAACGCCAAUUUUUGGGUCCCCAUCAAACAAAGAUGAUAAAGAUAAAACUCCAAUUUUUGGGUCCCCAUCAAACAAAGAUGAUAAAGAUAAAACUGCAAUUUUCGGAGGAAGCACAUUUGGUAAUAAUAAAAGUCCCAUGUUUGGUCAAGGUAUUCUUAAUAAAGGGGAUAAUGUGAGUGUUCCAGUUUUUGGAAACACAGUAACAAGUACUGAUAAUGAUAAAAGUAAAUUGAAGUUAUUUAAUGGAAAUAAGGAUAAAGAAGAAACAAAAGAAAAUGUAUUUAUUUCUAAGGACAAUAUUAAUAAUAACAUAUUUAAUAAUGAUAAUAUGAAGUAUGUAUUAAGUGUUACAAAGGUAGAUGAUGAGAAUAAAUCUAAACCAAAUAUAAAUUAUGAUGAUGUUCUUAAUAGAAAAAGAAGAAGAAAUGUUGAUGAUAAAAAUGAAACAAAUUCAAAUGCAGAUGAAAGAGAUAAGGAUGAUGAUAGGUAUGGAAGAAAACAAGUUGGAAAAGGUUUUAAUGUUAAUUCAAGUAAUGUUUCAAAUGAUAAGAAUAAUUUAAAAAAUAGACGUAAUGAAAAUAAUAUGUUUAAUAAUGAUGAGGAUUUAUUUUUAAAAAAAAGUAAAGUUGGAAAUGCAUUAAAUGCUACAAAAAAUAUGUUAGAAACAUUAAAAUAUGAUAAUAUACCAAGUAAGGAUAUUUUGAAUGAAUCAAUAGUUAACAAAAAUAUGGAUACAUCUGAAAAUGUGAUAGUAGAGCACAAUGUAUUAAAUGCAAGUGCAACAUUUUUAGAAGAUGGUAAAAAUAAUAAUAUGAUUAAUAUGAAUAAUUAUAGUGAUGAUAAGGAUGGAUUCUUUUCAAGUUCCCAAAUUGGUAAUAAGAUAAGCCCGAUAAAAGACGCUACUAUAAAAGAAGUUAAUAUUAAUAAUAGAGAUAUGAAUGAAAAUAACUCUAAUACAUAUUUAACACAUAAUAAUAAUAAUAAUAAUAAUAAUAAUAUGAUGGUGAUGAUGAAUAAUGUUAAGAAUGAUGAAGGAAAUAAAAUGCAUUUAAUUAAUAAACAGUAUAUAAAGGAUAAAGGAUUAUAUGAUAGCUUAUAUGAUAAUAAUGAUUAUGAGAAUUUAAAUGUUAGAGAAUAUUUAAUGGAUAUAAAUAAUGAACAUAAUAAUUAUAAUGAUAAUAUAAGAAAUAAUAAGAAAGGUAUUAAUAAUAAUAAUAAUAAUAAUAAUAAUAAUAAUAAUAGUACAUAUGUAAAUAAAAAAGAGAUGGAUAGAAUUGUUCAAUAUAAUAAAAAAAUAUCAUUUGAUGAUAUUGUUGUAGAUUUAGAUAAAGAUAUGAUAGAUCUAAAUGAAUUAAGACAGAAUUUAUUUUUAUGUGCUAUUAAUUUUCAUUUAAAUUAUUGGGCAGAAAAAGUUAUUUUAUUUUAUCCUCAUAAUGAAAAAAUAAAUAAAUAUUGUACAAAACUUAUCAGAAUUAAAAAUGAAUUUGAUGACACAUAUGAUUUUAGCUUAUUUGAAUAUAUACAUGAAAUAUCAAGAAAAUUAUUAAAAACUUUAGAUCGAAACUCAUGUAUAUAUGAAAGUGUAGUAUUUUUAUCUGCAGAAAAUUUAUAUGUCUUAAAAAAUGCGCAACUAAGUUUAUUUGAGGCCUUUAUAAUAUAUCAUUUUUGGUAUCAAAAAAAUAGUGUAGAUAUUAAAAAGAACUUUAGAAAUUUUCUUUAUACAAAUAAAAUAUAUCCAUGUUAUGUAAAUUAUUAUAUGAAUAUGUAUAAAAAUUAUAAAUCAUUUAAUGGGAAAUCUGCAGAGUUUAAUAAAAAUAUGUCCAAGAGGAUUCGAGACAAUGAUCAUAUGGUGAGUAAUAUGAACCAUAUGGAGGAUGCCAACCAUAUGAAAGAUUUGAACCAUAAUAAUAAUGGUGAUAUAAAAACUUAUCAGGGUAACUUUUUAAACGUCGAAAAUAAUAAUAGCAGUAGACAUUCGUCAAAAGGAGGUAGUUUUCUUUUACCUCCUUCGUCUGCAUCUAAUGGAAAUUCCAAAUAUAGUGUAGUGAAUUUAAAGCAUUGUAGUAGUGCAUCUAACAGAACACAUGCAAGCGAUUAUUCGAAUAAUAGAAGUGAAGAAUCGGAUUAUUCGUCUAGUGAUAAGAAAGGAUAUAAAAAUGGAAAUAUGAAUACAAACAGUAACAGUAGUUAUGAUGAUUACACAAGUGAUUGUAAUAAAAGUCAGAGUAAUGAUUAUAGUGAAGAUAGCCAAAGGGGGAGAGAAAAUAAAUAUGAUGUAUAUAGUGAUAGAAGAAAUAGAAAUAAAGAUGAUAAUGAUGAUAAUGAUGAUGAUGAUGAUAAUACAUACGACGAAUAUAAUGAUAGUCGAAAUACUUAUAGUUAUGAAUCAAAUAGUGAUGAAAGUAAUAGUUUAAAUAAAAGAAGAAGAAAACGAAAAAUGAAUAAUAAUAGAAACUUAAAAAAGAAUGGUACUAAAUAUAAUAAAUAUAAAAAAAAGAAUGUAAAUGAAAAUAGUUUAAUAGACAUAUUAAAUUCGAAUAGUAGUAGUAGUGAAAAUUCAUCAGACAUAUUAGAUAAUAAUAGUAAUAUGGAUGAACCAUUAAAUAUGAAUAUAAAAGAAAAAUAUAUAUAUUUUUCUAAAGAAAAGAAAAAGAAAAAGAAAAAAUUAAUAUUACCAGGACAUAUCAAAAUAAAGAAGUUAAGUGCUUGUGAAUGUGUAUUAUUAGAAUUAUUGUUAAAGAAUGAUAUAUUAAAUGUUUUAAGAAAAUACAAAAUAUUUAAAACAGAAAAGUAUGAAUAUUUAUAUGUAAAUUUAUUAGCUAUGUUAAAACAUUAUAAUUAUUUUUCAACAAUCGAAUCAGAUGAAAAUAUAAAUGAAAAUAAAGAAAAGUAUCAUAAGAAUAUGACAAAUAUGAAACAAAAUAAUAAUAAUAAUAAUAAUUAUAAUAAUAAUAAUAACAGAAAUUUAAAAAGAAUAAGUGAACAUUUAAAUUCGAAUUGUAUUAUAAAUACAAAGAAUGAUAAAAUAAAUAUAUUAAAAAAAAUAUGUGAUAAGAAUUUAUUAUAUUAUAUAAAUAUGCAAUUAAAAAAUAUUUCUCAUUUAAUUAGUUAUAAAGAAAUAGAAAUAGGUUGUACAUAUUUAAAUAAUAUAAAAAAUAAUUUAUAUGUUAUGUUUCAGCUACCCAUAAUAUUAUAUAAUGUCUUAUUUGAAAAGACAAUUAAUUCAUUUAAUGAUUAUAUAAUAUUAGAUAAUUUUUUUAGUAAUUCUUGUGUUUAUAAAGAUUUCAGAUAUGAAUAUAUAUUUAAAACAAAAAUUGCUUAUAUGCUUAUAAAAAAGUUUUAUGCAGCUGAUGAUAUCGAAAAUACAAUUAGAUUUGCUAUAUAUUUUGAGGAAUGUAAGAAUAAAACACAGAAGAAUAAUAUAUAUAAUGAUUAUAUUUUUCAUAAGAAUUUAAUUAAUUCUUAUAUUAAAGUUCAUGAGCAUAUAGUACCAUCAGAAUGGUUUCAUUUACAAAAUUAUAAUACAGGACAUAAAAAUUCAGGAUCUGUUUCUAAUUCAAGAUCUGAUUCCAUUUCUGGUUCUAAUAAUUUAAAUGAUAUGAAUGAUUCAGAAUAUUUAGAUUAUUAUUCCUUUUUCUUUAAGGAUAUAUCUAAAUAUAUAAAAUUUCAUAUUAUCGAAAAAAUUAUUAAUUCUAAUAUAUAUGGUUUACAUAAGGAAGAUUAUUCAAUUAAUGGAUGUAAUAAAAGUGAUGAUAGCUCUAUGAUAAAUAAUAAACCGUAUAACAUUAUUACAAGUAAUAAUUAUAAUUAUAAUAAUAAUAAUGAUAAUAUUCAUUAUGAAGAAAGACAUUUUUCAUGCUAUUUCUUAUAUAUGGUUAACAAAUCCAUUUUGGAUGAAUUAGUUAACAUAUACUCUUUAAAAGGGGAAUAUUUUUAUAAACGUAUUUCCACAUGCUUAAUAAAAUCAUCUUUGGUUAAAGAUUAUGAAAAAUCACAAAAUAAACAUUUCCAUAUGUAUGUCCAGCUAGCCAAUAUUAAUCAUUUUAUGAAAAAUCAUUUUUUUGAAUAUAUUAACUUUUUUAAAAAAAAAGAAUUAUAUCAUAUAGAAAAAACUAAAAAUGAAGAUGAAAUAAUGGAGAACCUAACAAAUGUUAUUAAAGCCAAUGGAAAGAAAAUUAUUUUAGUAAUAAAUACAUUAGUUGAAAUAAUAAAUAAAAUUGAAAGAGAAAUUAUUAAGGAUAUCAAUAUUUUUGUAACUAUAAAUUUUAGAAAUUUAAUUAUUGAUACAUUAUAUUUAUUUAAGUAUAUUUUUAAUAAUAAGGAAUUCUCUUUAAGUAUGGUUGAUGACUUAUAUAGAAAUGUAAUAAUAUUUAAUGAUGUUAUUAAUUCAACAUGGAAGGAUGAUGUUCAUUUUUACCCUAAGGAACAAAUUAAAGAAUUAUAUACUCAUAUAAGGCAUAAAUUUAUGAAUCAAAAUAUGAUAAAUUGA